GUGUGUGUGUGUGUGUGUGUGUGUGUGUGUGUGUGUGUGUGCGUGCGUGUGCAGUAUUCUGAAGGACCUGUUACGUGUGCAGCAGAGUAUCGGCUACUGUCCACAGUUUGACGCUCUGUUUGAUGACCUGACAGCCAGAGAACAUCUGGAGCUUUACACUCGUCUCCGUGGCAUUCCAUGGAAAGACCAGGGGAGGGUGGUGCAGUGGGCAUUAGACAAGCUGGAGUUGUCAAAGUAUGCCGACAAGCCUGCCGCCACUUACAGUGGAGGAAACAAACGAAAGCUUUCCACUGCCAUCGCUCUUAUUGGAUACCCUUCAGUCAUCUUCCUGGAUGAGCCCACCACCGGCAUGGACCCAAAGGGGCGCAGAUUCCUCUGGAAUUUAAUCCUGGACAUAAUCAAGACUGGACGCUCUGUAGUGCUGACGUCACACAGUAUGGAGGAGUGUGAGGCUCUGUGCACCAGACUGGGCAUCAUGGUGAACGGCAGGUUUAAAUGCCUGGGCAGUAUCCAGCAUCUCAAGAACAGGUUUGGGGAUGGCUACAUGAUCACCGUGAGGACAAAGAGCAGCUCUAAUGUGAAGGAGGUGGUUCGAUUCUUCAACAGGAACUUCCCUGAGGCCGUGCUGAAGGAGCGUCACCACACCAAGAUCCAGUACCAGCUGAAGUCUGAGCGGAUCUCCCUGGCUCAGGUCUUCAGUAAGAUGGAGCAGGUGGUGGAGGUGCUGGGCAUUGAGGAGUACUCUGUCAGUCAGACCACUCUGGACAAUGUGUUUGUCAACUUUGCUAAGAAGCAGAGCGACAACCUGGAGCAGCAGGAGGCGUCGCCCCCGGGUGGUGGACAGUCGCCCCUGCAGCGCGUCCUCAACCUGCUGAAGUCUCGGCCGGCCAACACGGAGCUCAACGCUCUGAUCAGCGAGGCCCCAGAGGAGCUGGAGAGCGAUGAUGACGAAGGACUCAUCAGCUUUGAAGAGGAGCGGGUCCAGCUCUCCUUCAACACAGACACUCUCUGUUGAACGAGUCGUUCAAAGAGCAGAGACCAGGAGAGCUGCUGAUUGAACCCUGAAGAGGACCAAAUCUCUCUGCGCCAUGGAGCAUAGGACCAGUAGUUCACUAUUUCAGCCUCAAAUUUUGUAUCCCAGGAUGGCCUGAGGUGGUUUAGGUUAGAACAUACAGACAGCGGUGGUGACCUGCAGAGACACAGCAGCAGGAGUGCUCGCAUGUGGAUUUGAGACUUUGUCCCGGAAUGUUUCCAUUCUAUUAUUUCUGUUUGAGAAUGUGUCUGAAACACGGCUGCUGAGCACAGUCGUUCCUUUAGUGAAUGAAGAUGUCUUUGUUGAUACAGUACGUUUGACAGCGCCGGUUACUUUGAGUUGGCUGUACGCGCUUCCUACCACAGGGCCUCAUGUAACCAGAGCGGGCCCUCGUUACUGUACCAAAGGAGAGCAUGCUGUGUUGAAUGUGAUAACCAUCAGUGAUGUAAUACAGUCUAUUUUUCUGUGGCAAGAAGAACGAUUUAUUUUUGAUAUUGAAGCAGCUACAGAAUGACUUGUGUGAUUUAUUCUGCAAUAAGUGAGGAUGCAUUUACUGAAAUGCACCCUGGGAAGUGCCCGGUGUGGGCAUGUGUGUGAGCUGUCGGCCUUCUCUUUGAACUUGAUGUCGGAGAUAUUAUUGUGCUGAUGGAGAGGAUGUAAAGGUGU
This is a messenger RNA of Anarrhichthys ocellatus (wolf-eel), 1699 nucleotides long. Its product is annotated as ATP-binding cassette sub-family A member 2-like. Gene Ontology annotation, molecular function: ATP binding; ATP hydrolysis activity; lipid carrier activity. The transcript is spliced from 8 exons. Lineage: Eukaryota; Metazoa; Chordata; Actinopteri; Perciformes; Anarhichadidae. Gene Ontology annotation, biological process: transmembrane transport; lipid transport. Gene Ontology annotation, cellular component: intracellular membrane-bounded organelle; membrane. The record is from RefSeq and is a predicted model, not a curated record. The annotation marks the transcript as partial.